Messenger RNA from Musa acuminata subsp. malaccensis (wild Malaysian banana), 2695 nucleotides. NCBI's taxonomy places the organism in Eukaryota, Viridiplantae, Streptophyta, Magnoliopsida, Zingiberales, Musaceae. The record is from RefSeq and is a predicted model, not a curated record.
CUUGCUCUCCUCUCUUCUCUCUUCUCCAAUGGCGGAACUAAUAAUAGCAGGAUGGUUCGUGUCCUCCGUCGUUGCCAAAGUGACGGACAUAAUCAAAUUCUACAUCAAGAACCAGAUCGAGUACCGGAAGGACAAGAAGUGGAAGCUACAUGAACUGGAGAAACACCUCCGAAAGAUUCAGGCGGCCAUCUUCGAAGUUGGCAAGAGACGGAUCACGAACCCGAGCUUGGAAGCUUGGCUGUGGGACGUCAAGGAUGCUGUUUACUCUGUGGAGGACAUCAUCGAUGACUUCCACUACAAGUUGGAGGAGAAGGCCAGAAGCGAGGGCGAGGGCGAGGGCAAGGUCAGUAGAGUUUCAUUACUCGCUCAAAAAGUAGGAGCUGAAACUAAAGAAUUCUUGAAGGCAUUUGCUUUUGCUUCUGAAACAACUUCAAAGUUAAACACCGCUGUCCAGACAUCCGCUAAACUAGUUGAACAAAUCAGUAUACUCGUUUCGGGAGCACAAUUCAGUGUAGUCACUAACAAGCAACAUGGAGUAGCCAUCCCCGAUUGGCGAAGAACAACUUCCCCAACCAAGUCGACCUGCUCGGCCAGGGGACGGCAACACGACAUAGACAGGCUACUGAACAUGAUAGGUGAUGCAUCAGGGGACGACAAGUACUCUGUUGUCGCUAUUGUAGGACACGGUGGGGUGGGGAAGACACACCUCGCUAGGCUCGUCUAUAACAUUGUCAAAAAAGAGAAAAUAUUUCAUAUCAUGGUGUGGGUGUGUGCAUGCAACAAUUUUGAUGUCAGAAGGCUUUCCAUAGAGAUGGUGGAAUCUGCUGCAAUUAAAAGGCCUAGCGAUUUGCAUACGAUCAGUAAUUUGGAGGAGAUUCAGAACAUUCUUGGGGAGGGGCUGAUGGGCAAAAGGUUUUUGAUUGUUUUGGACGAUGUGUGGGAGGAAUCCAAUACUAACUGGGAGAACCUUUGCGUCCCACUUAAUUCUGGAGAAAAGGGAAGCAAGAUUGUGGUGACGACCACCAACCAAAACGUCGCAAAGAUGAUGCGGACCAAAGAAAUCAUACAUCUCGAUGGCGUAGAGGGAGAGGAGUGCUGGGAAUUAGUCAGAGAACACGCACUGGGUGAUCGAAACCAUAUUGCCAUACCUCACAAGUUGGAGUCCAUAGGCAGGAAAAUAGCUAAGAAGUUGGGGGGCUCGCCACUAGCAGCGGUGACCGUAGGGCGUGCUUUGGAGUCCAAGUUAGAGGAAGAACACUGGAGGCGAAUCUUGCGUAAAAGAAUUUGUGAGGUCAAACAAACCGAAGGUGACAUUGUGGCGGUGCUGAGAUUGAGUUAUGAAGACCUACCUGCCCACCUAAAGCAGUGCUAUCUUUCUUGCUCGUUGUUCCCAAGGAACCACUGCUUUGAGAAAGAUGAGCUGGUAAGAUUUUGGAUGGCCCUAGGCUUCGUUCGGGGGGAUGACGAGACCACCAUAACGGAGGACAUAGGCGAGGAGUUGAUCGAAGAGCUGUCGAGCAGAUCCUUUUUCGUGAAUGCAAAGAGAAGGCACAACAAGUUUGAGCUCCACCCUAUCCUGCAUGAGUUUGCAGAAUGUGUUUGUGAUGGUGAGUACUUUAGAUUCGAGGGUAUCAAAUCCAGCAAGCCAAUUAGAAUCCCGAACAAGGCCCACCAUGUUUAUGUUGCUGCCGAUGAUCUCAUCGCGGUUACCGAAACUUUGUGCGAGAAGAAAGAGAUACGCAGUCUUGUAGUCGCUGGGAGGCUAUCGUCCACUCAAAAGGAUAUCAAGUCAAAAUAUAAUCUAUCCCUUGAAAUGGUUUUGAAGAGUUUGGAAAGCCUACGUUUGUUAGUAGUUUCUGAACUCGCAAGUGGUUUGCCUGAGGCUAUUGGUGGAUUGAAACACCUUCGGCACCUGGAGGUGCCUGGAAACGCCAUCACGGAGUGGCCCAAGUCAUUCUGCAAGCUCUACCAUCUGCAGUGGUUGAUUCUGAGGAUGCAUUCCAAGAGUGUUUCGCUGCCAGAUGACAUGAACAAGCUAAGCAACCUACGUUGUGUAGAUGCAGAUACCGAAGCAAUUGCAGCCCUUCCGUGGAUUGGAAAUCUAAUUUAUCUUCAAGAAUUAAGGGACUAUCGCAUCCAACGCAAAAAGAAAGGAUUCGAUGUAGGGCAACUGAAGCACAUGAAUCAGCUCCGCAGACUCUGCAUCAGAGGUCUCCAGCAUGUAGAGAGCAGGGAACAGGCAGCAGACGCUGUGUUAGAGGACAAAGAGCACCUUCGCUGGCUGGAACUGUGCUGGAGCAAUGAAGGGAAACCCAUAGCUCCCACUGCAUGCAAAGACUCUCUGGAAGGACUCCGACCGCACCCGGAUCUUAGAGAGCUGAACAUUAAUGGCUACAAGGGUCACCGACAUCCGUGUUGGAUGGAGAACAAAUAUUUGCUGGGAUUAGAGAGGUUAGAGAUGUGGUCUUGCCAUCAACUGACAUCCCUCCCCCCUCUCGGGGAGCUUCCUUUUCUCAGGGUUCUGCACCUAAGACGUAUGGAAGAGGUGGAAGAGGUUGUUAGUUUGGCAACUCUAACAGAGGUGGGUGCUGAGUUUUAUGGCAGCACAGAUGCACCAUUCCCAUCGUUGGAGGAGCUUUGGUUAGAUAACGAACCAGUGGAAGAAGUGGGACGUGGAGGCGAAGCAACGCCGUGA